This is a messenger RNA of Paramecium sonneborni, 2164 nucleotides long. NCBI's taxonomy places the organism in Eukaryota, Ciliophora, Oligohymenophorea, Peniculida, Parameciidae. The record is from the annotation of a GenBank genome assembly.
AUGAAUAAAAAGAAUUAUAAAAAACGUAUUCAAUUUGACGAUCAAAAAGAUUCAGAAAUAAUUAUGGAUUCUUUGAAUUAUUAAUAACGAUUAGGAGAAGAGCAUUUCAACUUUGUAUUAAAAAUUUAAAAUUUUAAAAAGAGAGAGAAAUAAAUAAUAAUUAAAUAUAAUUGCGACUCAUCAGCUACUCCAUUAAACAAAUUAAAUAUUCAAGAGGAUUUCAAAAAGAUUGAUAUAUUUAAUAAAAUAUUUAUGAUUGCCAAUUUUAUAUAAAAUACUUCAACACCACAUGGAAACUUAAAACCUAGUAAUAUAAUAGAACAUAAAGAUUAGUUGUAUUUAAUAGAUUUUAGAAACCCUUUUAUUGAUAAAUAAAAUUAUUUGAAAUAAUUAAGUAAAUAGUAAAAAAUAAAUUUCUACCCUUAUUUAACAACAGAUAUGCUAUAAUUACUAAAAUUAAGUAGCAACGAAGAAAAAAAGUAGAAGCUUGAAAAUAUGAGAUUAAAAUAAACAGUAAGUGAGCAAAUUAAAUAAGAUAUAUAUGCACUUGGUUUAAUAAUGCUUUAAUUGUUUUCCAAAAAUUAGUUUAAGACUAAUAAUGAUAAAUUUGCUAAUAUUGAUUAUUAGCUCGAAAUAAAAUCGUAAAAUAUCGAAAAAGUAUUAAGAGAAACUUAUAUUCCUAUAUAUUUGCAAGAUCUUAUAAAGGAAACAAUUAAAAGAAUGUUGUAAGAUUAAGAAAUACCUCUGUUAAAAAUUUAUUAGAUUAAUUAUUCUCGGUUAAGAGAAGUUUAUCACCUAUCUAUGCCUGUUUUCGAUAAAACAUUAUAAUAAUAAUUAUAAGAUAAUAAAACAAUUCGAAGAUUGCCGCCCUCCUCUUAUUCAAGAUUAGAUAGUAGUCCAAUUAACAGGUCAGAUACAUACUUAAUAAAAUAAGAUUCAUGUGAAUUUUUAUAAGAUUCACUAACUUAAGAUUGCAAUAAUAAAAAUGACGAAUCCGAUUUUUUUGAUUUUAAAUAUAGAAGUCCAAAAAAAUAAAUUAAAGAAGAAUAAAUUGAUUAAUUUGAAAAAAAAAAUAAUUAUAAUAAAUCUUAAUAAGGAUAAUAAUAAUCUAAACUAAAAUGUUAAAAUGUAAUCUAAAAUGAAGUAAAGCAAAUCGAAUAGUUUGAUUAAUUUUAAUCCAAAAUCGAAUCUGAUGAACUUUAAUAAAGUAUACAAGAAAACCUAAAUAAAUUAGAGUAACCCAAAUAAAUUAAAUAAUUUUAAUAUAAAAUCGAUUUUUAAUAACAUCAAAAAGAAUAAAAAAGUGAACAAAAGUCUUUAGAAGAAAAAAGUAAUAUUAAGGAAGGGAAAUAAAUUGAAGAAAAGUAAAUCUAUUAAAAUAUUUAAAAUGAAUAGCAAUAACCUCAAAUUGAAGGAAUAUCAGAAAGUAUCAGUAAUGAAAACUAACAUUUAUAUUAUUUAGGUUUAUAGUCAUUAGAAGAAUUUAAAGAAGAACAAAAAAUUCUUAGGGCAUUUGCCCGUAGACAAUAUUUUACAGAUUAUUUAAAUAAAAAGAAUAGAUUUGGUUUUUUUAAAAUUGCAGAUAACACAAUUACUAGAGGUUUUAGUGAAACGAACAAAAAAGAAGGCGAAAUAAUCACAUUUUCUUAAAAAGACUCUCUAAUUUAUCAUUAUAAAAUUUACUUGAAUUAAAAAAGUAGGAUUACAUAUCAUCUUGUAAAUAGUUGUUGUAAUUCUUGUAAAAUAAUAAAAAUAUAAGAGUAUGAAGGAGCUGUAGUUUAUAAGGGUCCAAAUACAUAUCUGCCUUAAGGAGAAGGAACAAUGAAUAAAUAUCAAGAAAAUGUAUGUUAUAAGGGAAAUUGGAAAAAUGGAGUUGAAGAGGAUGAAAAUGGUAAAUGGUAUAGAUUGAAGUUAGAAAAUUUAAAAUAUGGGGAUAUCUACAAAUAUAAAGGUUCUUUUAAAAAUGGUAAAUUUAAUGGAUUUGGAAUUGCCUAUUUGAAUAAGGAAAGAACUAUUUUAAGGAAAGGCAAAUACAAAAAUGGUAAUCCAGUUUAUUGUCACAAAAUAUAUGAAAAAUAUACCAAUAAAGUUGUAGCAAUGAAUAUGUUCUUUUGUUUAUCAAAUAUUCAUAUACCAUUUAAAUGAUUGUGAUUUGAAGAUUUAG